GUUUUCCCACACCCAUGAUGCUCUCGAACAGCUGUUGAUUCCAAGAUGACGGAUCCUACAACAUCGCCGGAGGAUCACUGGGUCAAAAACGAUGGGGCUUUCAGUGACAAUGGAUUUGACCACAGUUUCUUUGCUGAGAAUGCAAGGAAGGGUACUGUGGUCUCCAGGGCUAACAGCAUCGGGUCCACAAGUGCCUCAUCAGUACCAAAUACAGAUGAUGAAGACAGUGACUACAGGCAUGAGACCACCUACAAGGAGUCCUACAAAGACCGGCGGAGACAGGCACACACACAGGCCGAGCAGAAACGACGGGAUGCUAUCAAGAAAGGAUAUGAUGAUCUACAGUCCAUAGUGCCCACCUGCCAGCAGCAGUCUGAGUUUGCUGUGGGGACACAGAAGAUCAGCAAGGCCACAGUGCUGCAGAAAACCAUUGACUACAUCCAGUUUCUGCACAAGGAGAAGAAGAAGCAGGAGGAGGAAAUGUCUAUGCUGAGGAAGGAAGUGAUGGCACUGAAGAUCAUGAAAACGAACUAUGAGCACAUAGUGAACGCCCACCAGAACAACCCUCAGCAUGGGGAGGAGCAGGUGUCGGACCAGGUGAAGUUCAGCGUGUUUCAGAGCAUCAUGGACUCCCUGUUCCAGUCCUUCAGCAGCUCUGUGUCUGUGGCCAGCUUCCAGGAGCUGUCUGCUUGCGUCUUCAGCUGGAUCGAGGAGCACUGCAAGCCUCAGACAUUGCGUGAGUUUGUGGUGGGAGUUCUCCGGCAGCUCAACAGCCAGCUGUAUUAAUGCUGUCCAGGCGUAAACUCCGGACAGGAAUCUCCCUUCAGGGAUGGAGCCGGGGCUUACCCUGGGUUCUCAGGGUCUGGUAGAGACCUCACAUAUCAACCUAUCUUGUUCCCUCCUGGUCUGCAGUAUUUAAAUCGUUAACUCUUACUCAACUCACCACCAGGGUCUGCAGCAGGGUUGGGUGUUUCCUGUCUAGUCAGGUCAAAUCCAGCCCAGCAUUCUGUCUGUGGUUUUAGUCAUCAGGGGUUCUCCUCAUUGCAGAAUAGAGUUGUGUUCAACGAGGCAAAUGGCCACUAUUGCUUGUAAACGUUCCGUAAUGUUUACAUUCACCACAAAUCGGGGGUUGGAACCAAAAUAAUUGUUUAAUUGUUCCAUUCUGAACUUUGUAAUUGUUUUCUGUUCCAGUGUUCAAACCAGCAUAAAGUUAUGAACCAGUUCGAAUCAAAUCCAAGACUGUCUGCAGCAUGAGUUAAAAGGUAGAAUUCAAACAAGUUGUGAUGGUAUUUGAGAAUUGUUAAAUGUUCAUCAUUGAUUGUGAUGUUAUAUGAUUGCUGUUGUGUCCAUGUUGUGACAGAAUCAAGCAUAUUUGUAAGUCUGUUACUGCAGCUUUUCGCCUUUUCAUAAUCUUUAUUGGCAAAAAGACACGGUAGAAUAGUGAUUUAAUGAAUAGUUCUGUAUUAAACAGGAUCUCUGAACCAAAAAACUGGCCAGGAUUCAAUCAGAUUAGUGGUAAAUGCAUAGCUUAUCAUUGCUUUUGUUUAGGUGGUGUUACUCCGUUAGAGCUGUCAAAUCCACAAGAAGCUCCUGGCGUUAACCGUAACUGGCAUUGCCAUUGGAUGCACCGAGUCAUAUUAGUAGAAAUCCCGUGCAGCCAUGUUACAAAUUAUAACACUGAAAUGUGUGAUACCUACACCUCGAUUAGGGUGGUACAAAUCUCGAUUUCAUUUAAUGAUCGAGUGUCAUUUCAAUAUAGGCUACACGUUCUUGUUCUGAACUUCCAAGGUGGGUGGGAUAUAAGGACGGGUGUGGUUUUACAAUGAUCAGCCGAUCUGACAGCUCUAACACCGCCUAAACAAAAGCAAUGCGUUUGUCGGCUGACGCAGGUUACCAUAGAUCUGAUUGAAUCCUGGCCUUAAACAGUCAAGAAUGUAAAAAUGAAUGUGAAUGAUAAUUUAUUUUGACAAUGUGCUCAGGAGAACUUGUACCAAAUGUAUCUUCUGGUAAACUUAACAGAUGUGAAUGUUUAAUCUGUGUAAUCACCUGACUUUAAAAAGGGAUAAUUUUAUACGACAAGUCUCUGUGCUGGUAUAAAUAAAAUCAGGUCUACUGUUACAUUA
This is a messenger RNA of Coregonus clupeaformis (lake whitefish), 2123 nucleotides long. RefSeq names its product max-like protein X. Lineage: Eukaryota; Metazoa; Chordata; Actinopteri; Salmoniformes; Salmonidae. Gene Ontology annotation, cellular component: nucleus. Gene Ontology annotation, biological process: regulation of transcription by RNA polymerase II. Gene Ontology annotation, molecular function: DNA-binding transcription factor activity, RNA polymerase II-specific; RNA polymerase II cis-regulatory region sequence-specific DNA binding; protein dimerization activity. The coding region runs from base 46 to 786 and encodes 246 amino acids. The record is from RefSeq and is a predicted model, not a curated record. The transcript has 8 exons.